Arachis ipaensis is the source of this 2318-nucleotide messenger RNA. RefSeq names its product calmodulin-binding protein 60 C. Gene Ontology annotation, cellular component: nucleus. Gene Ontology annotation, biological process: regulation of salicylic acid biosynthetic process. Lineage: Eukaryota; Viridiplantae; Streptophyta; Magnoliopsida; Fabales; Fabaceae. Gene Ontology annotation, molecular function: calmodulin binding; sequence-specific DNA binding; DNA-binding transcription factor activity. The record is from RefSeq and is a predicted model, not a curated record.
CAGACCCCUUCGGCGAAAUUUCAGAGAUUCUGAACUCUUUUCCUUUUGUGUAGAUUUUCAUCUUUGUUCAAGCUUUCUACUUUUCUAUCCACUACACGCGAACCCUCUCCCCUUUUAAAACCGAUUCCGCCACAAAAUUUUGCUAGCAAACACUGCAUGUUUGUUUGGCUGUGAGAAAACGAAGGAAAAGGUGCGAACUUUUGUUUUUGAGCUGAAGAGAGUACAAUUCGAUUUACUGUUUAACUGUGAGCUAGCAAGCAGACAAGGGAGAUUCAGCUGAGAAGGUAACAAUGCAAACGACGUACUUGGAGAGAUCAAGGGAGAAGCGAAGUUUGGAUUCAACCUCCGCUGAUGAAGAUGAACCUCAAAAGAAGAGACCUGCGUUGGCCAGUGUAAUUGUUGAAGCCCUGAAGGUGGACUGUCUGCAGAAACUUUGUUCAUCACUGGAGCCUAUCCUACGUAGAGUUGUUAGUGAAGAAGUGGAGCGUGCUUUAGCAAAACUAGGCACUGCCAAGCUUAGUGGGAGGACUUCUCCUAAGCAAAUAGAAGGUCAUGAUGUUGGCAAUUUACAAUUACAAUUCAAGACCAGGUUAUCUCUUCCUCUCUUUACCGGUGGGAAAGUGGAGGGAGAGCAGGGCACAGCCAUACAUAUUGUCCUGGUUGAUGCAAGCACAGGCCAUAUUGUGACAUCUGGUCCAGAGUCAUGUGCAAAAUUAGAUGUUAUUGUGCUUGAAGGGGAUUUCAAUAAUGAGGAUGAUGAUAAUUGGAGUGAAGAAGAAUUUGAGAGCCAUGUUGUGAAAGAGCGAGAAGGAAAGAGACCUCUUUUGACUGGUGAUCUGCAAGUGAUACUGAAGGAUGGUGUAGGUACAUUGGGUGAGCUUACAUUUACAGACAACUCUAGCUGGAUAAGGAGUAGGAAGUUCAGGUUGGGGCUCAAAGUUUCCUCAGAUUGUAAUGAGGGAAAGCGUAUUCGUGAAGCCAAAACAGAAGCUUUCACUGUUAAAGAUCACCGGGGAGAAUUAUACAAGAAACACUAUCCACCUGCCCUGAAUGAUGAGGUCUGGAGACUGGAGAAGAUCGGCAAGGAUGGGUCCUUUCACAAAAGGUUAAAUAGAGCAGGAAUAUUUACUGUUGAAGAUGUCCUUAGACUUGUGGUUAAAGACCCACAGAGGUUGCGAAAUAUUCUUGGGAGUGGCAUGUCAAAUAAAAUGUGGGAUGUCCUCGUUGAACAUGCAAAGACUUGUGUUCUCAGCGGAAAACUUUAUGUGUACUAUCCUGAUGAUGCAAGGAGUGUUGGUGUUGUUUUCAAUAACAUCUACGAGUUGAGUGGCUUAAUAGCUAAUGAUCAAUACUACUCGGCUGAUUCUCUCUCUGAUAGUCAAAAAGUAUAUGUGGACACAUUGGUGAAGAUGGCAUAUGAAAAUUGGAUGCAUGUAAUUGAGUAUGAUGGCAAGUCUCUCCUAAAUUACAAUCAGAAGACAUUGGGCACUGCUCAACUUCAACAUUUAAUGGAUUCCCAUAAUUAUUCAAAUUCAAACUUGCUUGAUCACCAGACCUCCUUCCCAAAUUCACCUGUUCCUGUACCUACAAGGCAACCUUCGAUGGAUCCAGGAGUAACAUUUGCAGGUUAUCAUGAUAGUGCAGCUACUAGAUUCUCAAUGCAACCGCAGAAUGCUAAUCUUAAUUCUUCAAUUCAGUACGAUAAGACAAUGUUCCCACUACCAAACCAGAUGAUGAGUGCUUCACACCAUGCUCAACUUCCAAGAAAUGGUCCAACACAAAUAGACACUCCUGGCUUACACACUAAUGGCAUUUCUAAUCCUAGUUAUAGAGGAUAUGAAGAUUACUUUCCAGCGGAGGAGAUUAGAAGCAGAAGUCACGAGAUGCUAGAGAAUGAAGAUAUGCAGCAUCUGCUACGCAUUUUUAAUAUGGGUGGCCAACCCCGCACUCCGUUAAAUGCCGAAGAUGGAUACCCUUGUUUAUCUAACUACAUGCCUACAGACUCCAUGAGCUACAACUUUGACAAUGAGCAGAACCGUUCGUCAGGAAAGGCCGUCGUGGGCUGGCUAAAGCUUAAGGCAGCUUUGAGAUGGGGCAUUUUUAUUCGGAAGAAGGCAGCUGAGAGGCGGGCUCAGCUCGUUGAGUUGGAUGACCUCUAGAAUACAAAACUGGUACACUCAUGAACAACAGCUUUUCUGGUGAUAGCAUCAAAUGCUCCUUGGCUGAGCUUCAGAAAUGCUAUGAUGCUGAAGUUUUACAGCAUAAGCAAGGAUAUGAAAUUCCUCAGCCUCAGCUGCCACUGUUACUUCACAAACAGU